GGCUUCCUCUCGUCCUCACGGCUGUCACGUGCAUAACGGGAAACACAGGUCGGUCGCACGUCACGCUUAACCCGAAGCCCUCCGUCAGUACGGCGUAUCUCGCUCACACACAGACACGCACACGCCCCAAUGCACGCGGAGGGAGAGGCGGCGUGGGUGCGUAUCAUCCGGAUGCAGCGUGGCAUUUUGCACCUUCAAACUGGUACCGCAGCGCAGCCGCAUCGGAGGCUUCACGCUGCUUUGCGUUGUCCGGCGUGACCGCAUCUACUUGUUGGUUGUUCCUCAAUAAGACCACUGCUCUUCAUUUUGCAGCCGUCCGGCAGAACUCCCAGAUCCGUCCUCCUCAGUAUUCUGCUGCUGUCUGUGGCAAAGUUCACCCCGCGGCACACAAAAGAGGUGGACACGGUUAAGGAGACAAAGAAGAAGGCCACCAGGCUGUUAAUGCGUGAUUGACAGUAAAAGGUUGAUUCACACAGCUGUUAGUGGCAGGAACUUCCUGCCUUGGCUAUCCUCGCGUGACACAAUCGCUCUUCCGUUACUUAACACCAUGUGAUCUGGCAAGCAGGUAUUUUGUCUAUAAACAAGUCAAGCAGCAGGGUCUGUGGGAUGAAAGUGCAAAGACAGCAAAAGAGAGGAAAAAACAACCAUGCCGAAAAAUGACCAGAUGGUCUACAUCGGCCUGGAGCUGGUGAUUGCUUUCCUGUCGGUGGCUGGGAACGUCCUGGUCUGCUGGGCCGUCUGCCUCAACUCCAACCUGCAGAGCAUCACCAACUUCUUCGUGGUGUCACUGGCAGUGGCUGAUAUCGCUGUUGGGCUGCUGGCAAUUCCAUUUGCUAUCACCAUUAGCACCGGCUUCUGUGCCGACUUCUUUGGCUGCCUGUUCAUUGCUUGCUUCGUGCUCAUACUCACCCAGAGCUCCAUCUUCAGCCUGCUGGCCAUCGCUGUAGACCGCUACAUCGCUAUCAAGGACCCGCUCAGGUACAACAGCCUGGUGACUGGGGUGAGGGCAAAGUGUGUCAUCACAUUGUGCUGGGUCCUCUCAGUGGGCAUCGGCCUGACACCGAUGCUAGGCUGGAACAGAGGUAGGAACAGCACCGCUGCGGCGAGAAGCAAAAUCUGCCCUGAAGGCUUGACGGAGUGCCUGUUUGAAGAAGUGGUUACGAUGGGCUACAUGGUCUAUUUCAAUUUUUUCGGCUGUGUGCUAGUUCCCUUAGCGUUAAUGCUGGUCAUCUAUACAAAUAUCUUCAUGGCCGCUCGGCGCCAGCUGCGGCUGAUGGGGUCAAAAGUGGUUCGCGCUCCUUCCCCUGGGGAAAGCGCCUCGCCCCGUUCGCCUCGAUCAACCUUGCAGAAAGAGGUGCAUGCUGCCAAAUCGCUGGCAAUCAUUGUGGGUUUGUUUGCCCUGUGUUGGCUUCCGCUGCACAUCAUAAACUGCUUCAACUACCUGUGUCGUAACUGCGGCCGUGCACACAUCUGGGUGAUGAACAUUGCCAUCAUCCUCUCCCAUGCAAACUCUGUUGUGAAUCCCUUCAUCUAUGCGUUUCACAUUCUGGAGUUCAGACAGACCUUUUGGAGGAUCCUGUACCAGCGCAUCCUCCGGCAGAGGGAUGGACAUGGGUUCGGGUUUGGGAGUGGAUGCGGCCGAGGUGUUGGGAGCAGCAGCAACAUUCAGACUUCCCCCCGUACCAGCAAAGAGGAUUCAUCGGGUGGCACGGUCAUGAAUACCUUCGUCCCGAAUGACAGUCCCUUACGGACUCCACCAAAAGCAGCUGGCAAGGCAGCUAGCCAAUGGACAUCAAUGACAGACGCUGCGCCAAGCAGCCAACUACCCAACGGACACCAGGAAAAAGGGAGCAACCUGCCUGCAAUGCAGCAGCAACAUCCAUGCAUUUUAGGCUUUGCUCCUCAGGAUGGAGUUGAGUCGGUCGCAGAUCAGAGGAGAAAGAUAGACAUCCUGGAAGUGAAAGACAGUGGAAGUUGCAUUUCUUUUGUGAACGUUCAGGAUCUCUCCCUAAAACAGGCCGAAUGUCCAGAGCUCACAGAAGUGAGCUCAUGACAAAGAUAUUUAGUUAUUUUAGAAAAUGUGUUGUAUUCAUGUCAAACAUUUGAUUGGCUGCAAACAUGGAACAUGAAGAAGGAUUCAUGAAGCUUACAGCAAAUCUGUUUCUCUUUCUGAAGUCACAUAAUCUGGUUACUGGGAAUAUUUUUAUCAUCAAAUCAUUUUCCCAAGAUAAAUGUGCACCGUUGAGGUUGCAUGCCUUUUAAACAAUGUUCAUUUUUUAAGUCAUUGCAUUAUAUCGUUAUCAUCGUGUAUUUUGACAGGCAUCUUUUAAGAAAAUCAUUCCAUAUGCCGCUAGUGUGGCCAGUUUCAGAGUCGGUCUUGCAGAAAUAGACAGCAUCCAAAACCCAUGUACAGCACACACACACACACACGUAAAGUACAUACACAUGGCUGCAGACUACUCAGCAAGGUGUGUUUACAGAGUGGCCUGGCUGCUGACGCCAGUCAAUGAGCCUAAUGCAAUGGAAAUCAAAUGAAGGAUCAUUUGGCGAUGUCUUUUAUUAUGCCAUUACGUUUUCGCUUUCCUCAUUAAAAAGCCCUUCCAUUGUGGGAAAGGCUGCAUUGAGCAAUAUUUACGUGCUCUGAGGUAAAAUGGAGAGAAAGAAAUAGAGAUAUAAGGGCCUGCAUCUAUUGUAGAUUAUUGUAUAUUUAUUGAGAAUGCAUAUUAAUGUUUCAAAAUAUAUAUUUCGGUCAAGCCCAGGGGUAUUCAAAUCGAUGAAGCCAUUUCAUGUUAAUACUGUUUUUGUUGGUGCUAUUUGGACUAUCGCGAGCUGAAGGUUAUGAAAAGUAUGUGGUAAUUUGUGAUUCCAUUCUGAGUCAAAACAUUUCAAAAUAAUAAAAUAAACAAAACCCCAAAUGAACAAAGGACUGUUUAAGUUUUAUGCCAUAACAGCCGCCAGAUCUACCUGACAGGCAAGGCUCCAGCUCGAUGAACGAGUGUGCGGUGUUCAGAUGGGAAACAAUGCAGCGGUUGUUUUUAUAGAAAUGACAUUGGCAUGCAAAAUGUAUAUGCAGUUCUUUAAGUACAUGCAAAUUAGCAGAAUCAAACAAUAACAUAAUAACAGUGUCGUAAAGGUCAAAGUAUUGUUUGUUUUUGGAUUCUCUUUGCGUCCUCUCUCGGGCCAAUGCAGUGAUAUACCAACAUAAAUAAAAGACUUGCCGACUAUUAUCUAGUUCAAAGGCAUUGCUUCAGUGAGAAAGCAUGCUCCGUGUACCUGUUUUAAUAAAACACGGAAUCUAUAGCAUAUGUAAUGUUUUGUGUGAUUUUAGUAUGCACAUUUUUACUAAUGUGUUCCUCCAUAGAAAGCCUUGCUGUAUUACAAUAACAAUGACCUCUCGCAAAACAAGUUGGCAGACUUUGCAAUGGCACC
Pungitius pungitius (ninespine stickleback) is the source of this 3429-nucleotide messenger RNA. It is a transcript of the gene adora2ab, whose product is annotated as adenosine A2a receptor b. Gene Ontology annotation, biological process: G protein-coupled adenosine receptor signaling pathway; adenylate cyclase-activating G protein-coupled receptor signaling pathway. The transcript has 5 exons. The coding region runs from base 647 to 2053 and encodes 468 amino acids. The record is from RefSeq and is a predicted model, not a curated record. NCBI's taxonomy places the organism in Eukaryota, Metazoa, Chordata, Actinopteri, Perciformes, Gasterosteidae. Gene Ontology annotation, molecular function: G protein-coupled adenosine receptor activity. Gene Ontology annotation, cellular component: plasma membrane.